AUGUCAUUCUUAUCAUUUCUUUUCAAAAAGAAACAAAUGAAUAUUUUAAUUUGUGGACUUGAUGGGUCUGGAAAGACAUCAAUGUUACUUAAGAUGCAAGGUCAAGACCCAAAAACUAUUCAAACUAAACCAACUAUUGGUUAUUUAAAUCCAACUUUAAAAUACAAAACCUUUGAAUGGCUUUUUUGGGACGUUUCAGGAGCUGCUAAAUUCAGAGGUCUUUGGAAAUCAUAUUAUCCAAAUGUUAAAUGUAUUGCUUUUGUUUUUGAUAAUACUGAUGAAGAUCGUUUUGAUGAAUCUAAAAACGCUUUAUUAAAUAUGCUUGCUGACUCUGAAUUAAAAGGUAUGCCAUUUUUAAUAUACGUUAAUAAAACUGAUAAAAAACAGUUUGACCAAACUACUUUCAACGAAAAACUUAAUCUUACUGAAACUCAAAAGUUACGUUGCCAAAUUUUCCCAUGUUCUGCUUAUACAGGUGAUGGUCUUUUUGAAGGUUUAGAUUGGAUGUGUUACACUCUUAAGAAAAUGACUAAAAACUAA
This is a messenger RNA of Entamoeba dispar SAW760, 540 nucleotides long. RefSeq names its product ADP-ribosylation factor, putative. The transcript has a single exon. Lineage: Eukaryota; Evosea; Mastigamoebida; Endamoebidae. Gene Ontology annotation, molecular function: GTPase activity; GTP binding. The record is from RefSeq and is a predicted model, not a curated record. Gene Ontology annotation, cellular component: cytoplasm; Golgi apparatus. The coding region runs from base 1 to 540 and encodes 179 amino acids. Gene Ontology annotation, biological process: intracellular protein transport; vesicle-mediated transport.